Varanus komodoensis (Komodo dragon) is the source of this 463-nucleotide messenger RNA. Its product is annotated as lysozyme C, milk isozyme-like. The transcript is spliced from 4 exons. The coding region runs from base 1 to 441 and encodes 146 amino acids. The record is from RefSeq and is a predicted model, not a curated record. Lineage: Eukaryota; Metazoa; Chordata; Lepidosauria; Squamata; Varanidae. Gene Ontology annotation, molecular function: lysozyme activity.
AUGAACGUCCUUGCUGUUGCCCUCAUCAGCAUCGUCACCAUGGCAAGCGAGGCCAGGAUAAUUCCAAGAUGUGAACUAGCGAAGACUCUGAAAGAGCAUGGGCUAGAUGGGUUCAAGGGCUACACCCUGAAAGACUGGCUAUGCAUGGUAUUUUUUGAAAGUAAUUUCAACACAAGACCUCCAAUGACCAGAGGAACACGACGCCAGGGAAAUUAUGGGAUAUUCCGUUUUAGUAAUAGAUAUUGGUGCAGUGAUGGGAAGCAACGCUCAAGGAAUGUUUGCAACAUUGCCUGCCAAAAGUUCCUUGAUGAUGACAUCACUGACGACAUUGAGUGUGCAAAGAAAGUUGUCAGAGGAUCAGGGUUGAACACUUGGUCAGCAUGGACCAGGCGAUGUCGUGGAAAAAAUCUAGAUUCAUAUUUAAAGGGCUGCUCUCUCUGAGACCUCAAUUUUGUCUGGCCUU